Messenger RNA from Rhizoctonia solani, 1188 nucleotides. Its product is annotated as Retrotransposon-derived protein PEG10. The coding region runs from base 1 to 1188 and encodes 395 amino acids. The record is from RefSeq and is a predicted model, not a curated record. The transcript has a single exon. Gene Ontology annotation, molecular function: zinc ion binding; nucleic acid binding. Lineage: Eukaryota; Fungi; Basidiomycota; Agaricomycetes; Cantharellales; Ceratobasidiaceae.
AUGGAACCAGAGCCGUCCCUUACCGCUCUCCUCAAGGCUAUCACAGCCCUCACUGCCACUGUUGGGUCCUUGCAGGACCAAAUCAAAUCACAAGGCCAAGAACUCAUCCAACUCAAGGCCAUAUGCAAGGAAACCGCCAACCUCCUUGGCAACAAGGAUCAAGGAGGACAAGCCCAGCCUGGCCCAUUGACUGGGCCUGUCACUCCCCCCACUCAUUUGGGAGGAGAAACCCACACUCCAGGCACGGUUAGGCCUGGGCUCAAAGCCCCUUUCCAACCCACCAGGGGAACCGGAUUUGAUUCAGAGGAAGAGGAAGAGCCAAGGCACCCCAAAAAGGAGCCUACAGGAACGCCUAAGAGGCACUUAGGGUCCCUCACCCCCUUCAAUUCAGGGUCCUCCGUAAAGCGGCCCAAGAUGGAUCUUCUGGACCCCUAUAAAGGCAACACUAGGGGACGUAAGGCUACCCAAUGGCUUGAUAGGAUGAUGCUCUGGGUUGCACUCCACCGGGACCAAUUUGAUGAGGAGGAGCAGAUGGUUGUGUGGAUCUUAUACCACAUGACAGACAAGGCUGCCAACUGGGCCCUCCCCAUCAUUGGAAACAUCAUCAAGGGCAAAGGUAACCCUCCUACCACUAUCCAGGCCCUAACAGCCAAAUUCAAGGAGGCCUUUGCUGACCCCAACGCCAAACGGGCCGCCGCCAGGAAAAUAGCUACCCUGGUCCAAACCUCCACCACCUCCAAGUAUGUCACAGAGUUCCGCAACCUCAUUGCAGAAUUAGACUGGAAUGAGGAGGCCUAUAUUGCACAGUUCACGCAAGGCCUCCACUGGAAAGUCAAGGAACUGUUGUCUACCAAGGAUAGCAUCCCUGACAAUCUUGAAGCCAUCUUUGCAGCGGCAAUUAAAAUCAAUAACAUCCGCCGCAAAAAUGAGGAAAACCGGCCAAAGAAGGUCCCUGCCAAAUCCCCGGCCACUGUGGCCACCACCUCCACCACUACCACUCAACGGGUCUGCCUAUUGGAAGACCCCAACUACGUCACACCGGAGGAAAGGGACUGCUGCCGCGCAUCAGGGCUAUGCGUCAAAUGCAGCCAAAAGGGGCACGGCAUCAAACAAUGCCCCAAUCGCUGGAAAGCCACAAUCAAAGAGGUAGCCAAGGUGGCUGAAGAUGUCAAGUUGGGAAAAGAUUGA